Molecule: messenger RNA, 1866 nt
Organism: Doryrhamphus excisus (bluestripe pipefish)
Lineage: Eukaryota; Metazoa; Chordata; Actinopteri; Syngnathiformes; Syngnathidae
Gene: chrnb2
Product: cholinergic receptor, nicotinic, beta 2
Biological process (GO): monoatomic ion transmembrane transport
Cellular component (GO): postsynaptic membrane
Molecular function (GO): transmembrane signaling receptor activity; acetylcholine-gated monoatomic cation-selective channel activity
Source: RefSeq, a predicted model, not a curated record
ACUCUUCGCUGGAGCGCGGCCCGGCUCGGAGCUCACCUGGACCCUUUUCGCGAGACAUCCCCACUCUGUGGACGCGCAGCGGAGCGACGGAGGGCCAUGACGUCACGGUGCCAGGUAGACGCUAAAGGGAGGUUCGGGUCGUGAGGAAGACGAGCAGGAAGGAGGAGGGCGAGGAGGAGGAGGAGGAGGAAUCCGCGGUCCUGGUUGUGAUGAGGACGGUGAUGAUGGAGGAGGGCUGGCUGCUGAUGCUGCUGCUGGCGCUGCUCGCCAUUGCGGGAGGCAGCCUCGGGGCCGACACGGAGGAGCGAUUGGUGGAACAUCUCCUAAAUCCCGCCCACUACAACAAACUGAUCCGUCCUGCCACCAAUGGCUCGGAGCUGGUGACUGUGCAGCUGAUGGUGUCGCUGGCCCAACUCAUCAGUGUGCAUGAACGAGAGCAGGUGAUGACCACAAAUGUCUGGCUGACACAGGAGUGGCAGGACUAUCGCCUGACUUGGGUCCCGGAGGAGUUUGACGGCAUGAUGAAGGUCAGGCUGCCCUCCAAACACAUCUGGCUGCCGGACGUGGUGCUCUACAACAAUGCUGACGGAGUGUACGAGGUGUCCUUCUACUCCAACGCGGUGGUCUCCUACGACGGGAGCAUCUUCUGGUUACCGCCGGCCAUCUACAAGUCGGCCUGCAAGAUUGAGGUCAAACAUUUCCCCUUCGACCAGCAGAACUGCACGCUACGCUUCCGCUCAUGGACCUACGACCGCACCGAGAUCGACCUGGUGCUCCGUGCCGAUGUCGCCAGCAUGGACGACUUCACGCCCAGCGGCGAGUGGGACAUCAUCGCCCUGCCGGGUCGGCGGAACGAGAACCCGGCGGACCCCGCCUACGUGGACAUCACGUACGACUUCAUCAUCCGCCGCAAGCCGCUUUUUUACACCAUCAACCUCAUCAUCCCCUGCGUGCUCAUCACCUCCUUGGCCAUCCUGGUCUUCUACCUGCCGUCUGACUGCGGCGAGAAGAUGACGCUGUGCAUCUCCGUGCUUCUGGCGCUCACCGUCUUCUUGCUGCUUAUCUCCAAGAUCGUCCCGCCCACGUCCCUGGACGUCCCCCUGGUGGGGAAGUAUCUGAUGUUCACCAUGGUCCUGGUCACCUUCUCCAUCGUCACCAGCGUGUGCGUGCUCAACGUGCACCACCGCUCCCCCACCACACACACCAUGCCUCCGUGGGUCAAGGUGGUCUUCCUCAACAAGCUGCCCGCCUUGCUCUUCAUGCGCCAGCCCAGGAACAGCUGCGAGCGACAGCGGCUGCGCCAACGGCGGCGAGCCCAGGAGCAGAAGGAGGGCGGGCGCGGAGGGGAGGCGGGGGCCCUCAUGGUGGGGCUUGGCUUGGGUGGCGGCACCAGUAGUGGUGGUGGAACCUCAACAACGGGGGUGUUCAACAAGGAGGACAGUGAUCCUUGUACCUGCUAUGUGAACAGAGCGUCUGUCAAACAAUUUGGAGGCGAUCUGGGCGCAGGUGGGGGGUCCAUGGAUGGUCUGAACAGGGUGCGAGAGAGUCGGGAGGGGAGCUCCGGGAACCUGCAACGAGGGAAACAAGCGGCAGGAGGUCAGGCUCUCACUCAGGCCAUCCUGGCUCAGGCCUGCCCGGGUUUUGAGGAGGCUGUGGAAGGAGUGCGCUUCAUCGCCAACCACAUGAAGAGUGAAGAUGAUGACCAGAGUGUGAGCGAGGACUGGAAGUAUGUCGCCAUGGUGAUCGACCGCCUCUUCCUGUGGAUCUUUGUGUUCGUGUGCGUGUUCGGCACCAUGGGCAUGUUCCUGCAGCCGCUCUUCCAGAAUUACACAGCCAAGAGCAUCCACAUGCCGGGCUGAGCCGCGU